GGCGGGCAGAGACACAGCAGCAAAUUCCUUUCUCCCUUCCCUUGGUGUAAGCAAAAGCCAUUAAUUAGGUCGCUUUGGACCUACAACUUGGUGAAGCAGAAAGCAGGUGUGCUCACUCACUCAAGCCACAGCAAAACAAUCGAUCCACAGCAAAACAAUCGAUCCCCCGCCCCAUCACACACACACACACACACUCACGCACUCACACGCCCCAACAGACAGUCAACCCCCACGGUGAAUUCGCCCUCCCCCCUCCCUGCUCCCUUGAUGCUGAAGGCCUAUAUGUCUAUCUGUCUAUCUCUCUAUGUUGUAUGCUAUCGGUCAGUCAACUUUUCUUGACGGCUGGUGCCUGCAGCACGUCCACAAUCUGGGAGAUGGCCGCGGACGUCAUGCUCCUGACGACGCCCGUCGCCUCCCCCACCCCCAUGGACCCCUCCCCCACCUUUCUGGCAAUCGAGUGCACCGCCCCCUGCUUGUCGCGCCGCAGCAGCUGGAUGGCCACCAGCCCUAUGGAAGGCACCGACAGGCCCAGGCAUUUGCUCUCCUGCCCCUCCGCCUCUCCCCCUCCCUCCCCGUCUUCGGUCUUGACGCGUGCCAUGACUGCGUUGCUGAGGGUCUUUUGCACGUCGAGGUGCUUCAUGAUGGGCACCAGGUACCGCCACGCCAUCGAGGCCCUCUCUCCCAUGUCCACCACUUUCUGGGGCAGGUCGGUCAGGCCCACAGGCUCGGGCUCGGCUGUUGGGGACGAAGCCGACUCGCCACCAUUAUCGCCACCACCAUUAGUCGUCGUCGCCAGGUCGGUGAGGACUUUCUGGAAGCCUUGAGACAUGAGCGUGAUGGAUGAGGAGUCCGUAUCGUCACUGACGUUGUUAUCGUCCUGUUUGCCUGUCUCUUCUGUCUCAUCCUUGUCCUUUUCCUUGCCCUUUUCCUCCUGGUGCCGUCUCGAUGGCCGACCACUUUCCUCUCCAGCUGUUGAAGGGUGGUAGAAGAGCUCCACACGAGGAGGGCCGUAGGGGUGAUACCGUGGCCUACAGGCAGUGAGCCUUUGCAGCAUCGAGCUCGGCGUCAGCUGCCCCCCGCCCCCCUCCCCCUCUGCCUCUCCGUCUCCGUCUCCCUCAGUGCAUCGGCCCAUGACGAGCAUGUCGUCCAGCUCGUCUUUGAAGCGAGACGAGGAGGACCGCGGGUCGGGGUCCAUGUCCAUGAAGGCCCGCUCGGCAUCGCUCGUGGGCCCCGGUGGCAGCAUGUCCAUGUCCGUCGUCAGUGUGGCGUCGUCGGCCUCCGUCUUCAGGUGGCUCUUUCCCCUCUUGCUGCGGCGGGCGGGGCCGUACUUGGUGGGCAUGUCUUUGUGUUUGUGUGUGUAGGGGGAGAUGCCGAGGGAGGGGGUGGGGCUGAGGGACGAUGUGCCGCCCAUUGCAGCAGCAGCAGCAGCAGCAGCACUGUAGUGGUGGCCGCCGAGCGACCGGUCGAUGUCGUACAUGGCUAUGGCGCCAUCCUGCACAGCACACAUGACAGACACGAAGGAGAGAAAGAAAAAGAGACACAGCUGGCACCAACCAUCACCAAGGCAAGGCAGGCACCACCUCCCGAUUCGGCCCAGCCCACAUACCUCCAUGUGUGCAUCAGCAGCAGCAGCAGCAGCAGCGUGUGCGUGUGCGUGUGCGGCGGCUGAGGAUUGCGCCACGGCCUCACUGAGCAUCUGAGCCAUGUGAUACUGGUGUGCUGCCUCGCUGGCCAGGAGCAUCUGGGCGCCCAGCUCGUUGGCCAUCGGGGUCCAUGUGGUCGCCUUGGCCAUGACGGGCGGCUGGCGAGAGAGCUUGGCGCGCACCCGCUGAUGGACGACACUGAGAGGGAGGCGCCGCAUGUGCUCCAGGUGGAGACGCUGGACCAGACCCCACAAGUCACUGACACGACAAUGGGUGGAUAGGCAUAGCAUAGGCAGAUAGGGAAUUCAUGGGAGACAAUUUAGGCGAACCAUCGAUAUGCCAAUCUCAGGAGAUCUUCGUUCUUGAGCAGACAGAUGCGCUGCCCUUGCUCAGUGCCUGCGACAGUACAGGACAUCACUCACAUCAAUCAAUGCCUUCAAGGUACACUGACUGCACUUAGGUAGGUAGGUAUCAUCAGACCAGACCGCAUACACACCUGAGAGUCCCUUGAGACGGAUGCAUCGGCGGAGCAUUUCUCGCCCGGCCUCACCCAGUGUCAGCGUCAUGCCAUCCUCAUACUCAAACCGCUGCAGCACACACGCACACGAACAUACCAUGGAUGCGACACCUAUCGAUGUAGCCCGCCUUCUCAUUUCCCCACCCUGACCAGUUUCGGCGGGAUGGUUGAGACCUCACAGAGCCCCAGCAGGUCGUCCUUGCUGAUCUUGAGCCCAUGUAUGGUGACCUCUUCGACACCCGUCUCCCUCCUCCGCAAGUAUCCCUCCACCUUGACACGUCGCGACUUUGGCGGCGGCCGGUAGCGCUCCUCCUCCUCUAUUAUCACCUGACCCGUGCCGCCCACCUCCAGCAACUUGGGCACUCGCAGGCCACCCGACACACGACGCGGCACGUACUCGUCCUCAUCCUCAUCGCUGCUCUCCCCCUUGGUGCCGUCCUGGCUCUCGCCCUCCAUCUCCGGACGCCACUCGUCCGACCCGUCAUCGGCAGGGGGGUCCUCAGCCAUUGACAUACCAGGGGGAGGGGGCGUCACCGCCUUGCUUGUGGCGCGACCGCCUCUGCGCCCCUUGGCGCCACGGCCCCUCCCUCUCCCCUUGCGCGGCGACACGUUCCAGCCGCCCCGGGUAGACCCACGCGGGCGGCCUUUGGGUCGGCCGCGGGUGCCCUUCUUGCCCCUCGUGCAAGGCCCCUCUUCGUUGGAGCCCGGGGAGGGGGACCGAGUGAAGAAGGGCAUCAUCAUACUGUGGGGACGACCGCAGGGGAGACACACAUACAUGUGUGUGUCUCUGUUUGAGUUGUUCGCCUGUAUAUCGUACCGUGGUGGGAAGGGGAAGGGCAUGAAGGGGCUGAAGUGCGGGUAGUGCAUCUGGUACUGCAUCAGCCGGUGCAUCACGUCGAACGGCAUGCGGCCCUCAUAACCCAAGUAGCCCGCACCCUCCCCCGCACCACCCCCUUCUCCGUCGUGUGCCCCGUAACCAUCAGCACCAGCAACGUCAUCACAAUCACCACCGCGGCCGACCAGGGCCUGGAAGGAAUUAAUUGACCCAAACUAUGUGUCUCUCGGGUUUCCGUGCAGUGCAGUGCCGUGCUCUGCUGUGUGACCUACCUGCUGUCUUAGGUCUCCGCUGAUUUGUCUGAGACCGUGUGGUCCUUCGCUGCUGUCCGGGCCAGCCAUCGAUCGCAGCAUCAGGUCGUCGCUGGUUCCGUUAGUGUCGGUGGCGCGGCCGGCCCGUGAAGGAAGGGGCAGGUGCAGGUGAGACGGGAGCCUGCACGAGCAGGACAAUGAGGGAGGGGAUCUGUGUGUCAGGAGUGUGGGGCUCACGUGACUUGUGAUUGUCCGGGAGGCGAUGAAGGUCCAGCCUGGGAGGGACAAGAGACACAACACCAUGUCUGUCUACCACCGAUGUCUCCCUCCCUCCCUCCCUCAGUCACUCACCUGUUCCUUGCCCCCAUUCUCUCUUUGUUGUAGCUCCUCGGCAUCGUCUCCCCCCAGCAGUUUGAGCAUUGUGUCCACCUCUUCAUCCAUCGCCCUGCUCCCUCUCUCACACCCGUCCGUCGCCCCAAAUCUCACCUCGUCGGCACCUUCACCCAGCACCUCCCCAUCCGUCCCAGGGGGCAGCACCACACCCAGUGCUUCACGGCUCGGCAAACAGAAGGAGGUCGUAGCUGGAGGCCGAUCGGCUGCCGCGGGGAUGAUGUGGCGGCCGCGUUUCGGGCCGCCGAGGGCUGGUUUGUCUCUGCGAUUGGCGUGCCCCUGUCGCUUGUCUCUGUGUAUGUCGUGUGGGACGAGGUCGUCGAGGUCACUGUGGUUGGGAAUCGACCGCUGCUGUGCCGUGUUCCUCUCGGACUCGACCUUCUCGAGGGCCUCCUCCAGGUCCUUCUCAGUCGACAUCAGGGGGUAGGGGCCGGGCUGGUGGGCUCCGUCACUUGUCGGGAGCAGCCCUGACAUAGCGGGAGGGUUGGCCUGAUGUGACGAAGGGGGUGUACAGCGAUGGUUGUCCGGUCGUGUCUUGGGUCGUGUCUUCGGUUUUCAAAGCAUGAGAGAGCGGUUGGCAGGGGGCGGUGUGGACCUGUAGGCCCGGUGGGGACAAGACUCACAGACCCCCCUGCGGCGCACAGGACGCCCUGCAGCAGACCGAGCGACGGCUUGUCGUUCGAGAGAAGGCUCAAGAGAGAGAAGGCGAGUGGGACAGAGUCACGUGUCCCGCUCUCAGUCCCAGCCGUCCGUCACAAACGCGUGAACGGAAUACUGUGGUGUGGAAAGGGACGGAAGAGGCAAUGCGCGCAGGAACGCCG
Molecule: messenger RNA, 4457 nt
Organism: Vitrella brassicaformis
Lineage: Eukaryota; Vitrellaceae
Source: the annotation of a GenBank genome assembly